UCUAAAUUACAUAGAACAAAGCGGAUGUUAUUUAAGCAGCAGCCCCAAAGAGGCUGUUUGAUGUCUGUAAGAAGGAACUGAGCUCUGAAAGGUCACAGAGAAGAGUAAAGCAGAGCAGAACAGGGUCCUACAAGACAACUAAAAGAUGUCCUGUGAGAAAACCCUGUGCACUGAGCCAUGCUCUGUCCCGUGUGAUGGGAAGUGCCCAGAACCCCGGGCUGCUGCCUGCACUGAACCCUGUGUCAUCGCCUGCCCAGACUCCCGUGUGAUUAUAUUCCCACCUCCUGUGGUCGUGACCAUCCCAGGACCCAUCCUCACCACCUACCCACAGGAAACCGUUGUGGGUUCCACGGAGUCAGCUGAGCUGGCUGGUGUGUUAGAGUCUGGAGUGGCAAUUGGUUCAUCGCAGAAGGGUGUUGAGUGCUUGGAGCCCUGCAUUGACCGGUGUGCCACUCAGUUUGUGACCAAGUGUGAGACCCAGUGUCUUCCUCAGUGCACUCCCCAGUGCGUUCCUCAGUGCACUCCCCAGUGCACUCCCCAGUGUGCUGCCCCAUGCACACCCCAGUGUGCUCCCCCAUGCACUCCUCAGUGCGCUCCCCAGUGCACUCCUCAGUGUGCUCCCCAGUGCACUCCUCAGUGUGCUUCCCAGUGUGCUCCCCAGUGUGCUCCCCAGUGUGCUACCAAGUGUGCUCCCCAGUGUGCUACCAAGUGUGCCACCAAAUGCGUGUCGGAACGCUCUUACACCUAUUCCACCCGCUGGAAGCAUCCUUGCCAGAGAGGCUUCUGUAAGAAGAUCUAAUCAAGUUAAAACAAAGAAUAGUGACGGGAAAAGAACAAGCAAAGAAGUGAAAGAAUAUGGCACGUGAUUUACAGGCAUGGCUACUGAAGAGGGAAGCCUCUGUGAAAACCAGGACCCUACAUUUAAUUCCUAUAUAGUGCUUUAGCUUAGAUUACUGCUUGCUUUAUCCUUGUGGCUUUGCAUCUUACUUCUGUGCUUUUAACUUUCUCUACCCAGUUUGACAAUGAUCAUGGUUUUAAAACAAAGCACACAUAGGGAUUUGAAUGUCAGGCUCAGAGAGAUUAAGGAAAGUGGAUAUUUUGAUGAAAUGUGUCACACUGGAAUGGGUGAUUGGGUUUAGCUUUUCUUGUCUCUAGAAAUAUGCUCUUUCUAGUCUGCAUUAGCCUUUCUGCAAAUGUUUACUCCACUUUGCAUUUAUAUUAAAUUGCUGCUGCAUCAAACCA
Molecule: messenger RNA, 1242 nt
Organism: Melopsittacus undulatus (budgerigar)
Lineage: Eukaryota; Metazoa; Chordata; Aves; Psittaciformes; Psittaculidae
Product: cornifin-B-like
Exons: 2
Coding region: 146-799 (217 amino acids)
Cellular component (GO): intermediate filament
Molecular function (GO): structural constituent of cytoskeleton
Source: RefSeq, a predicted model, not a curated record